UUAUGAACCUACAACCAAAUAUGAAGUACCAUUUUUGUCAAUUUUUUCGCCGCCUUUCUUUCUUUCUCUUUGGUCUCUGCUCAUUCCUAGCUUACUCUAUAGAAGCAAAGCAAGUUGCUAAGCGAAGCAGUGAGAGAGAGAACCCGACCCGAGUAUGACGACCCGAAUAGCUCCGGGUGUGGGAGCAAAUCUUCUGGGCCAACAUUCGGCGGAGCGCAACCAAGAUGCCACCGCCUAUGUCGGUAAUCUCGACCCUCAGAUUACUGAAGAGUUGUUAUGGGAGCUGUUUGUUCAAGCAGGUCCCGUAGUCAAUGUUUAUGUCCCCAAGGACAGAGUUACUAAUGCUCAUCAAGGAUAUGGUUUUGUUGAAUUCCGAAGCGAAGAAGAUGCUGACUAUGCAAUAAAGGUACUGAAUAUGAUAAAACUUUAUGGGAAACCAAUACGUGUGAAUAAGGCAUCACAAGAUAAAAAGAGUGUUGAUGUUGGUGCCAACUUGUUUGUUGGGAACCUUGAUCCUGAUGUAGACGAGAAGCUUCUUUAUGACACUUUUAGUGCUUUUGGAGUAGUUGUCUCAAAUCCAAAGAUAAUGAGAGACCCUGAGACAGGGAAUUCACGGGGUUUUGGUUUCAUUAGCUAUGAUUCAUUUGAUGCCUCAGAUGCAGCAAUUGAGGCAAUGAAUGGGCAAUAUCUUUGCAACCGUCAAAUUACGGUGUCCUAUGCCUACAAGAAAGAUACAAAGGGGGAACGUCAUGGAACCCCGGCUGAGCGGGUUUUAGCUUCUAGUAAUCCAGGUACCCAGAGAAACAGGCCUCAUACCAUGUUUGCAAGUGGACCCCCAACACUUGCUGGCGUUCCACAAGUCAAUGGUGCGGUUGGUGCUCCUGUUCCCCCACAGCCUUUUGCAAAUGGUCCUAUGCCUCCAGCUCCUGUUCCAGCAAUCCGGCCGCCGCCACCUAUGCAGCCAAAUGUCUACCCACCAAUGCAGAUGCCUCCUCCACAAGCUUGGCAGGGACAGCCUAUGCAACCUCCACAAGGUGCAGCUGGCAUUCCGCAGCAGCAAAUGCAAUUCAGAGGAAUGCCACCUCCGCCGCCCCCACAGGUAGCUCCACCCAUGAAUAGGCCCCCUCCACCACCAGCUGCAAUGGGUGGUAAUGUUUGGCGUCCGCCUCCACCACCGCAGCACUUCAAUGGUGGUCACCAUGCUAUGCCCCAUAUGUCGAUGCAGCCACCCCCUCCACCUCCUGCAACAGGUUGAAAAUUUGAGACCUCAGAGUGUUAUGUUCCCUUUGUGGAAUAACAUAUUUUUAAAAUAGUGCUUACGCUGUAAAAAAAGUGUCGGGACAGUGUGUCAAAACAUUUAGUCGAGGAUUGUUCGAUUUGGAAGUAUCUUUUGCUUUUUGACCUUUGGUUAUCGGAGAUGGAUGGAAGAUGAUUGUUGAUUUUAGUGAAAACCCAUAUGCCAUCUCUGAGACAUCUACAUGUAUUUAUAACAAAAUUAGAUAGUUAUCGCCUAUCGGAUUGCAAGUUGUCUGUUC
Molecule: messenger RNA, 1535 nt
Organism: Capsicum annuum
Lineage: Eukaryota; Viridiplantae; Streptophyta; Magnoliopsida; Solanales; Solanaceae
Product: splicing factor 3B subunit 4
Exons: 9
Coding region: 155-1255 (366 amino acids)
Biological process (GO): positive regulation of mRNA splicing, via spliceosome
Cellular component (GO): U12-type spliceosomal complex; nucleolus
Molecular function (GO): RNA binding
Source: RefSeq, a predicted model, not a curated record